CUCGAUCAGACCCGGCAGUCGGCUGUGAGUCACGACCCAGUCCAUCCGGGUGGAGUGCCAUCUUUGGUCACCUAGUCUCAUGAGGAACUGGGCAACAUGGUGCCCAAUGGCCAGGCGGCAGAAAAACAGGCAUGCGAGGAUCCCAGGCAAGACCGUGAACUCAAGUCCUGGCGAUGUCUCGUGUUCUAUCUCUGCUUCUUUGGCUUCAUGGCACAGCUGCGGCCUGGGGAAAGCUUCAUUACGCCCUACCUCCUGCAACGUAACUUCACAAUUGCGCAGGUGACCAAUGAGAUCAUUCCGGUGUUGCCCUACUCUCACAUGACCGUGCUGGUGCCAAUCUUCCUGCUCACAGACUACCUGCGAUACAAGCCCGUCCUGGUCCUGCAAUGCCUGAGCUUUGUAUGUGUCUGGCUGUUGCUGCUGCUGGGCAACUCUGUACUACACAUGCAGCUCAUGGAAGUCUUCUACAGCAUCACCAUGGCCGCACGUAUCGCCUACUCCUCCUAUAUCUUCUCCCUGGUGCAGCCCUCCCGCUACCAGCGCAUGGCCAGCUACUCAAGGACAGCCGUGUUGCUGGGAGUCUUCACCAGCUCUGUGUUGGGCCAGGUGCUGUUGUCCCUGGGAUACCAGUCCCUCAACUACAUCUCCCUGGGCUUUGUCAUCUUCAGCCUGGGCCUCUCCCUCUUCCUAAAGCGACCUAAGCACAGCCUCUUUUUCAACCGCAGUGCACUGGUGCGAGGAGCCUCGCCCUGUGAGCUGGACCAGAUGCACCCGGGCCCUGAGCGACCAGAGCCCAGGAAACUGGAGCGAGUGCUGGGCAUGUGCAAAGACUCCUUCCUGGUGUGCAUGCUCCGUGAGGUGGUGGAAAAUGCACGGCAGCCCCAGCUGCGCCUCUGGUGCCUCUGGUGGGUCUUCAACUCUGCUGGCUACUACUUGAUUUCGUACUACACGCAUGUCCUGUGGAGAGAAGCUGACCGAAAGCUCAACUACAAUGGUGCCGUAGACGCUGCCUCCACGCUGCUGAGCGCCAUCAUGUCCUUCUCCGCGGGCUUUGUGAAGAUCCGUUGGGCUCUGUGGUCAAAGCUGGUCAUCGCAAGUGUUAUAGCCAUCCAGGCUGGGCUAGUUUUCUGUAUGGUUAUCAUGUCCACCAACAUCUGGAUACUCUACGUGGCCUACGUGCUUUUCCGUGGGGCCUACCAGUUCCUUGUGCCCAUUGCCACUUUUCAGAUCGCGUCUUCCCUGUCUAAGGAGCUCUGCGCCUUGGUCUUUGGGAUCAACACAUUCCUUGCCACCGUGCUCAAGACCGUCAUCACACUUGUGGUCUCCGACAAACGGGGUCUGGGCCUCAGUGUUCAGAGACAGUUCACUAUCUACUCCAUGUACUUCCUGGUACUCUCCAUCAUCUGCUUUGUCGGGGCUGCGCUGGACGGCUUGAGGUACUGCCAGCGGCGGCGCCACCAGCCCCUGCCCCUGCCCCAGGAGCUGAGCCCCUUGGAGAAUUCUGUGCAGGUACUAAGCCUGCAGGAUGGAAACCUAAAGGGACCACAACCCUCAGCACCACCGCUACUCCCAGAGGAUGGUGUGGAGGACAGCGUGGCAGGCUUGAGACUCGAAGCCAAGGCCUGACCCAUCUUGACCUUCCUGGCUUCAUCCCAGUUCAGCGGGAAGAACUCCUGACUCAAGCAAGCAACCCCUCCCAUGUACCUCCAUCCUGAACCAGCCUGGGCGGGAUGCUGUAGACAAGACUGUACUGUCUUGAGUCCCACUGCCCAAGGCAUGUGGGCAGUGUGUUGCCUUCAGGAACCCCUGAAAUGUUCACAGGAUUCACCUUAGGAGCCACCUGCUUUAACUGCGGGACAAUAGUUUGUCCUUGCUGAUAGCCUCUGAGGACCCUAAACCCAGCCUACUUCCUGCUUUAGCUGUGGCCAAAGCCCGCUGGGAACACUCAGAGCAGCUGCCUGGCUUUAUGGGACCCAUAUGCCAGGCCACUGUGAACCUGAAUUGCCUAUUGCUUGCCAGGAAGAGCCUGUAUUGGGGUCAACUGCGCCUACCAGGCCAGCUCGCCCUUAGCCCUUGGAAGCUCAGGACAAAUUAUCUCUGUCCCCAGGGCUAGUGGGGUACAGACACCAGCCAAGGCACGCUGGCCCUGCAGAGUGCUGGUCCUUCUAUAUCCUGGCUUCUGGCUAUGCUGUCACUUCCAUCAUAGGAGGUGCUUGUCUGGAUGACUAUCUGAUUUUUUUUUAAAUAAAAAUAAA
Messenger RNA from Microtus oregoni (creeping vole), 2255 nucleotides. It is a transcript of the gene Slc19a1, whose product is annotated as solute carrier family 19 member 1. The transcript has 6 exons. The record is from RefSeq and is a predicted model, not a curated record. Gene Ontology annotation, molecular function: methotrexate transmembrane transporter activity; folate:monoatomic anion antiporter activity; folic acid binding. Lineage: Eukaryota; Metazoa; Chordata; Mammalia; Rodentia; Cricetidae. Gene Ontology annotation, biological process: folate transmembrane transport; methotrexate transport. Bases 97 to 1626 code for a protein of 509 amino acids. Gene Ontology annotation, cellular component: basolateral plasma membrane; plasma membrane; apical plasma membrane.